Messenger RNA from Cornus florida, 1097 nucleotides. RefSeq lists its product as uncharacterized. The record is from RefSeq and is a predicted model, not a curated record. Lineage: Eukaryota; Viridiplantae; Streptophyta; Magnoliopsida; Cornales; Cornaceae. Bases 41 to 1039 code for a protein of 332 amino acids. The transcript is spliced from 3 exons.
CCUUCCAACACUGGAAGAGGAUAAGCAGCAAACACAUAACAUGCAUAAUGCUAUCACAGCCUUACAAACGCUGAACCCUCUUCGUUCCAACAUGACAAGCACAAUCGUUAACCCUACUCUGGUUUCCUCUCCAAACCCUAAAAUUCUAGUCUUUAAUGAAAGAUUUUGUUACAUCACAACUCUUCCUCCGACCCGCACCACACCAUAUGCAUCAUUGAUGUCUCGAACCACCCUGCAGGUACUGAAAUGCAGCAAUGACUCGGAAGAGAGGGAAUUGGGUAGUUUAAAGGAGGUGUUAUCAGGUAUGGUGGACGAGCGAGUGGAGCAACUCUUGAACAAAGAAGAUAAUAGGGUUUUGUUAGAUGGGUUGGAGAAGGCCACUGAGAGAGUCGAAUCGGCCAAGCGAGGGCUCGCUGAGAUCCAAAAACAAGAGAUUGAAGCAAAGCAAUUGAGGAAUUACAUCAACCAGCUCGAAAUCAGAGCCUCCGAGAUUGCAGAAAGCCAGAGGGAAAUAUUUGAAGCCAGAGUGAUGAUUGAAGAAGCAGAGCGCUCUCUAAGCGUGGAUGGUAUUGGUGACGACAGAGAUUCUCUCAUGGAGAUGGAAAGUGAAGAAAUUGACAAAAAUGAAGAGAGGUGGGAGUCUGUAAAAGCAGCAUCCGUUUCUGCCAUUGUCGGCACCCUUGCAGGACUUCCCAUUUCCUUCACUCAGGUGACAACCAGUUCUCAACUCAUACUCCCUUUGGCAGUCACUUUCGCUACCUGUGCAUUAUUUGGUGUAACCUUUCGAUAUGCAAUAAGAAGAGACUUGGACAAUGUUCAGCUUAAGACGGGGACAUCUGCAGCUUUCGGCUUUGUCAAAGGUCUUGCUACGCUGGAUGGUGGACCGCCUUUGGAAUUGGAUUCCGGGAGCUUCUUGUCCCAUGCUUUUGAUGGUGCAGUUUUUGUGUCCCAGAAUCUUUUAAUCUUUCUUUUUGCAUCUGUUGCCCUAGAUUUCUGCUAUAAGAUGAGGAUAUUAAGUCCUUUUCCUAUCAAAAAAUAAGUUUCGGUGGACUAAUAUAAAGUGAAGAGCUGUUUAUGCCAGAGACCACAUUGCUUCA